Molecule: messenger RNA, 711 nt
Organism: Macrosiphum euphorbiae (potato aphid)
Lineage: Eukaryota; Metazoa; Arthropoda; Insecta; Hemiptera; Aphididae
Source: the annotation of a GenBank genome assembly
AUGAGCCGACAAAAGGUCGUUGUCAUUCUAUUAUUGAAUGUAUAUUUAACAUCAUUCGUCUAUGCUCAGUAUGGCAGUAAUUUUGGCAAUAGCAAUCCCGGAUACGGUGGUACUGGUACCGGUACCAGUGUAUCAUCAGGAUAUUAUGGAUACAAAGGUCAAAAUCCCGUCAGAGGACCUGGUGGAUCAGAUGGAAAUUCAGAACCCGAACCGUUCAACUUUGCUUACCAAGUAAAAGAUGCACCCGCCAAUACAUACUUCAAGCACGAAGCCAACAGUGACGGCAAACGAGUGACCGGAGCGUACAGCGUACUUCUUCCUGACGGUCGUAAUCAAGUAAUGACAUAUGUUGCCGACGAAAAUGGUUACAAUGCGAAGGUCAACUAUGAAGGGGAAGCUAAACCACAACGAUCUCAACCAGGCAUCCAAGGAGGUUAUCCGUCCGCACCGGGUUUCCUUUCUACUGCUCCUAAAUAUCCUCCUGCCCCAAUACGUGGUUCUGAUCCUCGUCCCACUGGUUAUCCAGGUUCUGCUGUUCCUGACCCGGGUUAUCCUUCUUCUGGUCCUGCUGCCCGUCCUGAUCCGGCUGGUUAUCCCGGAUCUGCUUAUUUUGGUGGAUCUCCUCCGCCACUAAGUUAUCUCGUCCAAUUUCCUACUUUCAAAAACGGUGUUAAGGGAUCUUCUAGACCCAAAAUAUGGAAUUUUGACUAA